AUGAUCGCAGCAGUGGAAUCAAUCCUCAGCCAGACGGGAGCGACAGACGAAACGAAGAACCUCAUUCGACACCAAGUGUCCUCCCUCCUCAUGGCUCAUAGGCCGCGCGAUGUGCUUUCCAAGGUCGAGCGUGAUGCACUUAAAGAACUCAGGGCCGACAACGACCUCGUUAUCGUGCCUGCGGACAAGGGGCGUUCAACGGUCGUAUUGGACAGGACAGACUACAAUCAAAAAGCCAAACGCUUGUUGGAUGAUCGUCAGUCCUAUGUGCCAUGCGAAUCCAAUCCCAUGAAAACGCUGACACGCGAGAUUAACGCGACGCUGUUGGCAAUGGAGAACUCAGGUGCAAUAUCGCCAAUCGACCGACGCAUGGCGAGAGCACAAGAAACGGCCCUAGCCCGAUUCUACGGUCUCCCAAAAGUGUACAAAGAGGGCGCUCCUCUCCGGCCUAUCGUGUCACUAAAGGGCACUCCAACCUACGGACUGGCAAAGUGGCUGUUCCAACGACUCAAGUUUCUGACCUCCGAUUCGAACACCACAGUCAGCUCGUCAACGCAAUUCUUGGAGAAACUUAAAGGAGUAAGUCUUCUGCCAAGCGAUAUCAUGGUUUCCUUUGAUGUCACGUUCCUUUUUACUUCUAUCCCGCAGGACCUGGCAGUCGAGACAAUCGAACUACUCCUACGAGAGAAGUACGACGAAACGGAGAAUCGCCUCGGACACGCCCAAAUCAUCCAGCUCCUGAAGUUCUGUCUCAAGACGUACUUUACAUUCGACGGAACAAUCUACGAGCAGGUGAAGGAAACGCCAAUGGGUUCGCCGAUUUCGGGACUCAUAGCCGAGGCGGUCCUUCAACGGCUGGAGUCGCUGGUUUUCCGACACCACAGACCGAAAUUCUGGGCUCGGUAUGUGGAUGAUACCUUCGUCGUCAUCGAACGGGACCAGGUGCUGACUUUCAAAGAACAACUCAACGCCGUCUUCCCGGACAUUCAAUUUACGAUGGAGGAGGAGGAAAACAAUCAGCUGGCCUUCCUGGAUGUCCGUGUCUGCCGCAAAGAUUGUGGUGGCCUAAAAACCAAAGUGUUCAGGAAAGCGGCAAAUACGACGCAAAUACUGAACUUCAAUAGCAACCACCCGAUCAUUCACAAACGCAGUUGCGUAAGGGCGCUAUACCGGCAUGUUGAGACGCACUGCAGUGAAAUGGAAGAUAAGGUUGCUGAAUUACAAUAUCUUCGACGGGUAAUGAGAGCCAAUGGCUACCCGCGCAACUUUGUCAACCAGUGCAUACGAAAAGGACACCAGAGACCAAAUCCAACUAGCCCCAAAUUUUGGCGGGCUCUUCCGUACGUGAAGAACGUCUUGGAAGCCGUCAGUCGUCUUCUCACUCCACUUGGAGUUGGUGUUGCACACAGGCCGGAAGCAACCAUUAGGCGCCAAGUAAUGAGGCCAAAAGACCCGCUGCCACGGCAGGAAACGUCUGGAGUCGUUUACCGGAUCUGGUGUAGUUGCGGACAAAGCAAUUAUGUCGGAGAAACUGGGAGAUUACUCCGUACGCGACUUGCCGAGCACGCAGCAGCAGUGAGGCGUGGAGACGCUAACUCUCGGGUGGCGGCACACUCGACGGGACCCGGCCAUAAUUUCAAAUUUCAAGAGGCCGAAAUCCUCGCAAGGGGUGACAACCGCGUGAGCCGCGAGCUGCUCGAGUCAUGGUUCUCAGGCCCGCAAUCCAUCAACAAACACAAUGACCUCCCGGUGGCCUAUUCCGUAUUGCGAUUUUCCCUGGGCAGGAGAAUCAGUCACGUGGGGAGGGCGCGGGUGAGCAAUUAUCACGGUGACAGUGAGCCAGUUUGCCGAGCAAUCGUCACACCAGCAUCGAGCACGGAUGACGAAAUCGCGGCAAUUAACAACUCGGACUCGGACUCGGACCGCCAAGCCACCGCCGCAUCAAUUACGACCCCAGCGGCGAUUGUGAGAACUGUUAAUUGCAGUGCGCAUACGGUCCCACGGCAGCCACGUGCUAUAAAUACUGCAUUCCUGGUGCCACCUUUACCUCUAUCUGCGAAUGUCUCUGAUGAUGGGUUCGAGUGAGAACCCGAAACGUCAGGCCAAUAAACUUCUUGUCCCAGUGAUCGCAUCUUCAUCUUCUGGAGUAGGAGAUGUCGUGGCGUUGGCGGAACCGGUCGCUGUGGUCGGUGCAGGGAUUGAGACACGGCGGAUGAUGUCGGUGAUUAAUGGUGGAGGGACAGCGACAUUGUAAUCGUCGGUGGCGUAGAUGGUCGUCGUCGCGGGAUUUGGAAGAGGUCCUGAGAGUGGAGGAAGAAGAAAAGGUUUACGUUUCCGGGUUGUUGGUGCAUUUCAUCCGAAGUUAUCCGACGAGGCCGAUUCGCGCGCGCAUGUUGAAAGCGACCGGCUGUUAGCAUUGUGGUGCCAGGACCCUUGUGACUUACGGGCCUACCGUUUGGCUUUGCUGACGGCAAUCAGAUUUGCUUCGGAAAUGGUUGCACCGGUCCUCACUUCCCUUUUUCCUGGUCGAUCUGCUCAGAGGGAGGUUUUCCAAUUUGAUCUGGAGUUGUUCCAGAGUGUUCUUCAAAGUGUCCUUAUAGAGCCGUUUUGUCUCCCUUGUCUAUGAGCACUCGUAGCGACAUGUCUAUAUAAGAUUUUUGGGUAGUCGCUCGUCGUCCAUCCUCGAUAUGUGACCGCUCCAGCGUAAUUGCGGUUGUUUCAGCAUGAUGUGGAUGCUGAGGACUCCGGUCUGUUCAAACAAUUCCGUAUCCAGGAUCCCGUCCUGGUAUUUCAUCUUUAG
Messenger RNA from Spirometra erinaceieuropaei, 2800 nucleotides. Lineage: Eukaryota; Metazoa; Platyhelminthes; Cestoda; Diphyllobothriidea; Diphyllobothriidae. The record is from the annotation of a GenBank genome assembly.